GUGAGGAUGGCGAAGGUGAAGCAGGUGGGCCUGUUGGCAGCAGGCUGUCAGCCGUGGAAUAAAGACGUGUGUGCGGCCAGCGGAGACCGCUUUGCCUACUGUGCUACACUGGCUAUAUACAUCUACCAGUUGGAUCAGCAGUACAAUGAGUUUAAAUUGAGGUCCAUCAUGUCAGAACACAAGAAGACCAUAACAGCGAUCAGCUGGUGCCCCGACAACCCUGACCUGUUUGCUUCAGCCUCAGCCGAUAACCUCCUCAUCGUGUGGAACGUAGCAGAGAAAAAGUCAGUGGCGCGACUCGACAACACUAAAGGCGUCCCCGUGUCAGUCAGUUGGUGCUGGAACUCGGCCGACGGAGUGGCGUUCGUCUCCCAGCGCGGGCCGCUGUACAUCUGGGUCUACCGAGGUCCCGAUCCUGGGGUCACGGUGCAUAAAGAAGCCCACUCCUUCCUGUCUGACAUCUGUCUCUUCAGAUGGCACCCCACCAAGAAGGGGAAACUGGUGUUUGGACACACAGACGGGAGCCUGUCGGUGUUUCAGCCAGGGAGUAAAAGCCAAAAGCACGUGCUGCGUCCGGAGUCUUUAGAGGGGACGGAUGAGGAGGAUCCUGUCAGUGCCUUGGAGUGGGACCCUUUGUCAACCGACUAUUUACUAGUGUCUAACCUCCAUAACGGCAUCCGACUGGUGGACAGCGAGGCCUUGGCCUGCAUCACGUCAUUCUGCUUCCCCUCAGCUGCCGCGUCCGUGCAGUGUCUGGCCUGGGUCCCGUCUGCGCCCGGCAUGUUCAUCACCGGAGACUCGCAGGUCGGCGUGCUGAGAGUGUGGAACGUGUCUCGCUCGACUCCGCUGGACAGCUUUAAGCUGAAAAAGACGGGAUUUCACGCUUUGCAUGUCUUCAACUCCCCACUGGCCAAGAAAGCUCAGAGCUCCUGCUCCCCCAGUAAGAGUCAGUACACCAGUUCCACCAGUGAGGCGGUCCCUCCCCCGACCCUGUCGCAGAACCGCUCCUUCUCUCUGCCUCCGGGCCACGCCGUCUGCUGCUUCAUGGACGGAGGCGUGGGGCUCUAUGACAUGGGAGCCAAGAAGUGGGACUUCCUGCGAGACUUGGGCCACGUAGAAACCAUCUUCGACUGCAAGUUUAAGCCUGAUGAUCCCAACCUGCUCGCCACGGCCAGUUUCGAUGGAACCAUCAAGAUCUGGGACACAAACACUCUAACAGCUGUUUACACCUCCCCCGGAAACGAAGGAGUGGUCUACUCGCUGUCCUGGGCUCCGGGAGAUCUGAACUGCAUCGCGGGGGCGACGUCCCGUAACGGAGCGUUCAUCUGGGACGUCAGGAAAGGAAAAAUCAUCACUCGCUUUAACGAGGUGAGUAGGGCACGCCCCCGUGUGUCUGAACCCAAUCACACGAUGCACAGCGUGAUGCGUCUGUCUGUCUUCCUCCAGCACGGUAAGAACGGGAUUUUCUGUAUUUCCUGGAGCCACAAGGAUUCAAAGCGGAUCGCUACCUGCAGCGGAGACGGAUUCUGCAUCAUCAGGACCAUCGACGGUAAAAUCCUUCACAAGUACAAACACCCCGCUGCUGUGUUCGGCUGCGACUGGAGCCAGAACAACAAGGACAUGAUAGCGACGGGCUGCGAGGACAAGAACGUGCGCGUGUACUACCUGGCCACGAGCUCGGACCAGCCUCUGAAGGUGUUCACGGGGCACCUGGCCAAGGUGUUCCACGUUCGCUGGUCCCCCCUGAGAGAGGGGAUCCUGUGCUCUGGAUCGGAUGAUGGGACUGUUCGUAUCUGGGACUACACGCAGGACGCGUGCAUCAAUGUGCUGAGCGGGCACACGGCUCCGGUCAGAGGCCUGAUGUGGAACACAGAGGUGCCUUACCUGCUCAUCUCAGGUUCCUGGGAUUACACCAUCAGAGUGUGGGACACCAGAGACGGCACGUGUUUAGACACAGUCUACGACCACGGAGCCGACGUGUACGGUCUCACGUGUCAUCAGAGCCGUCCCUUCACCAUGGCGAGCUGCAGCAGGGACAGCACGGUGAGGCUGUGGUCCCUCACGCCGCUCAUCUCCCCUCUGCUGCUGAACAUCCUCACCGACCAGCCCUGGGAGAAGAUCAUCGGAAACACAGACACAGCUAUGGUUCCCGGCUCACCGCUGCUGCUUUGUGGAAAAGUGUCCAGAGACAUCAAGCAGGAGCUGGACAAGCUGAGCUUCGACAUCAGAGCCAAGAAGCUUCGCUGGUUCUCCGAAUGCUUUUCGCCUCCAGGUGGCAGCAGUAACCUGUGGGACCUGGUGUCAGUGAUUAACGGCCAGGACGACUCGCUGCUCCCAGCCAGCUACAGCAAAGGAGUGAUGCACAUGAAGCACCUGCUCAAGUUUAAAACCUCUGAAGCUCAGGAGCUGACCAUCGUGAAGAUGUCCAAAUUCGGAGGAGGAAUCGGAGCGCCGAGCAAAGAGGAGCGGCUGAAGGAAGCCGCAGAUAUCCAUCUGAGGCUGGGACAGAUCCAACGAUACUGUGAGCUGAUGGUGGAGCUGGGACAGUGGGAGAAAGCGUUGUCUGUGGCACCGGGAGUCUCCAUGAAGUACUGGAAGAAGCUCAUGCAGAGGAGAGCUGACCAGCUGAUGGCCGAGGAUAAUGACGACGCCAUCCCGUACUGCGUCGCCACGGGAGACAUAAAAAAACUGGUGACGUUCUUCAGUGGGAGAGGACAGCUGCUGGAGGCCUUGCUGAUAGCACAGGGAGCGUGUGAGGGGAACAUACGCGCACCUCAAAGCUCUGCAGGCAACCACACGACUAAUGACGUGGACAACAGGCAGCAGUACCAGAGUCUCCUCCAUAAGGUUUGUAAGGACCUCGCUGAGUGGUACUUCCAGGACGGAUGCUCUGUGCUGGCGGCGUGCUGCCACCUGGCUGUGGACGACAUCGAGUUAGCCAUGUCCAGUCUGAUCCGAGGUAACGAGCUGGAGCUGGCCGCAUGUGUGGGCAUCGUCCUCAGAGAGGCAGCCAAUCAGAGCACAGCUUACUGCCUUCAGCUCCUGGCCAGGAAGUACAUGACCAAUCCGACAUGGGAGCUGUCAGCUGACCUGCUGCGAAUGAUUCCCGACAACCACGUCUUAUUGGCUAAACUCUGCGCGUUUUACCCGGGGAGUGCUGCUGAAAUCAACCAGCUGCAUGAAAGGUGCGGCCUGCCUUCACUGGAGGAGUGUAAGGCGCUGGCAGGAGAAGCCGUGAAUGAAGGAGAUUUGUUUUCAGCGGUUAAAUUCCACCUGCUGAGCCCCGAGCCUGAGGUCGCCCUGCAGAUCGGGAUAAACCACCUCAAAGAACAGCUGGCUGGAUCUGAUUGGACGGUGGAUGACGUUCAGCCAAUCCUGGACCUGAUGAGUUACAUCAGAACUGACCGCCUCAUCACGACCAAGACCACCGAAGCCCGCAGUGAGCUGCUCAUCCUCUGUGGUUAUAUUGGAGCUCUGCUGGCCAUUAGAAGACAGUACAGCAGCAUCGUACCUGCACUCUAUGAAUACACCAGUCAGCUGCUGAAGCGGCGAGAGGUGUCUGUCCCUCUGAAGAUCGAGCAGCUGUCCGUGGAGCUGGACGCCUGGAGGGCCUGCGCGCAAGCUAACAGCAUCCCCCCGUCAGAGUGUCAAAGAGAAGAGUUCAGCUGCCUGCAGAGGAGAAUCCAGCCGAGCCACAAAGGUGCGUUGCUCCUCUGUGGUGCUGACUACGUGACGGGCUCCAACCUGCCCAGUCACUCAGACCUCCAGCUGUCCUGCUUCACCGGGCAGAGAAUACAGGGUCCGGUGUUUUUGCUGGAGGACAAUAAAUCAGCCAUCUCACUCAAUGACGCUUUAAUGUGGGCGAAGGUCAACCCCUUCUCCCCCCUGGGGACGGGACUCCGCAUCAACCCCUUUUAACCCACACGAAGAAGAGGAAGACGGUCACGGCGGCGAUGAGACAGAAACCAGCGGCUGAAGUCCAGGCUCAAACACUUUUUCCCAACUGAAGUUUCAGAGAAGCUCAAAGCUUUUGUAGAUUUUGAUAUUGGUUAGCUGUUACGUGAUGAGAAUGUAGCCAACCAAUCGUGCUUCAUGUGUGAAGGAGGACUGGUGUCGAAUGUGUCGUACUGGGUAGAACUCCUGCUUCAUUUCCCACAAUGUGAUCAUGUACAUACAGGGUAUAAAUCUGAGUUCUUCUACUGUACAAAGAAAGCACUGGAAUAAAGACACCACUGAGUAUUUAUGGGAGACUUUCUUUGUGUUCAUGUUAAUCUUCUCUCAGCUGCUCCCUUUAGAAAGAAGA
Messenger RNA from Oreochromis aureus, 4303 nucleotides. RefSeq names its product WD repeat domain 17 (gene wdr17). The record is from RefSeq and is a predicted model, not a curated record. Bases 7 to 3918 code for a protein of 1303 amino acids. Lineage: Eukaryota; Metazoa; Chordata; Actinopteri; Cichliformes; Cichlidae. Gene Ontology annotation, molecular function: protein binding. The transcript has 30 exons.